Molecule: messenger RNA, 2073 nt
Organism: Bombus terrestris (buff-tailed bumblebee)
Lineage: Eukaryota; Metazoa; Arthropoda; Insecta; Hymenoptera; Apidae
Gene: snsl
Exons: 6
Coding region: 924-1586 (220 amino acids)
Source: RefSeq, a predicted model, not a curated record
UUACAAACUGCGCAACGAUCGCUCCUUUACCUCGCCGACCAUCGAAAUACGACAAAUCGUCGAGAGCAACGUCGCUCAAAGAGACGAAGAUUCUUCUCUUUUCAAAAUCUUUCCAAACGAUUCUUUACUCUUCUCUCGUGUAUACGAUUGCCAAGUAAAGUUCAACCAGUUGCGUCGCUAAAGCGAUGCUUUUUACCGGAUAUUGGUAUCGUUGAAAUUAUUAGAUGUACAAAGAGAGAAACGCGUGGAUAAAUUGUAAGGUAGAAAAUAUAUUUUAAUACAGAAGUUUAAGUACAAGUAGGAACAUAAUUUGAGCUGGUCCAGUGUUACUCUAUAACUGAAAAGCCCGAAGCCAACGUCGCCUGUCUACUGUUUAUGGUCUGCCUUGGUCCCAGUCUUUUGUCCAUACGCUGUCGAUGGCUCGAGAAAACUAAAAAGACCAGAUGUAGAGUUUUCUUGGAAGUGGUGACCACUUCGACAGGUGUUUUCUUCUCCGCUUUUCGCGUUGCUCUUCGCGUCGACGAACGUCUCGGUUUCGAGAAAACGGAUCGGUAUUACGAGAUUAUUGCGCGCGAGUCUCAAUGUCGCUAUUCUUCAAUGAAACAUACCGCUGGCGCAUUGCGCAAUCGGAUUGCGUAAAAUUCAUCGAUAUCUCGCUGGGCGAGAGAAUGCCGGACCGUGUGACACGACGGAUAAGGUGAAAAAGGUAAGGGGACGGUGGUUCGCUAUUUCGGAUGGUAUUCGACGAAAAGGUAGUGGAGCGAAUACGAGGAACAGGAUAGUGGUUUCUAUGGCUGCUAUUGAAAAUGACACCGAUCGACCAGAAGAUCGGCGGCAGGAAAGUCGAUCGAUAUCCGCACGCUCGAACAAGGAUCGCACGCGUACUGCGAGUAUACGAGAGGAAGAUCUGUUUGAUGUAAACGAUGUGGAGCACGAAGGACAUCCUAGCGAAGCUGUGUAUCCUGCUGCUUCUUUGCGAACACGCAACGUGUUUCGUUAUUCCGGAGGAAUUGCCCACCAUACUUUCGCUCAUCUACUCCAAUAUCCCACCAAUAAAGAAAGGUACCGACUCGAGGAUAGGCGUUGGUUUCCGGCUUGGCGAACACGCGGACUUCCAGAUGCUGUUUGAGUUGGGACCGCAAACGGAAACCGAGCCCAUUAGCAAUGCCGACUCGAAGAGACGUCGAGACGCGAUGUUCGGCGCGGCGAUGAGAGGAGAGCUCGGAUCGCUGGCUCAGGCAGUGGCCAAGUACCAGUUGGAGCGCAAAUUACAGAAGGAAUUGGAUAGAUCAAAGAAGACGGAGAAGAAGUCAAACGCAGUGACUACGCCAGGAAACGACGACAAAAACACUGUCGCCAGCGAAUGGCUAAACAAGUGGAGCAAGGAUAUGGGCAAGUCGUCAGAGGAUCGAUCGUCCUCGGAAGACGUUUCGGCUGAGAAGAACGUGUCGACGCCCGCGAAAAUUCAAAUCGUACAAAGGAUAAGACAAAGUUCGCAAUCGAAUGACAAGAGAAAUACGAUUUCCGACUUGAAACAAUUGUACAAAUCGCAGACUGAUACGGACAUAGAGAAGAGAAUUACCUAAUCGUGAUACGUUAAUCGUUAGUAAGGUACGUUCGUCGUGGAUUUUGUAGAUAGUUCGUUCGUUAACUAUAUAUAUAUAUACAUAUACGGUGAAAGUAAUGAAGCGGGAAAGAAGAUUAAAUCGAUUUAAUAUGGUUUUUACGUGCCAAAGAACAUUGUACUUGCUAUUACCAGUUGCAGGGAAAGCGCGUCAAAUUGUAGAAACUUUUGUUCUUCCGACGGAUAAUUUGGUAAUAUAGAAAUACCGACGGGACGCGACUUUGGCGUACAAACGAGAAUACAAUACACACGAGACGAAUACAAACGAGACGAAGCUUCGUUAAAUCGGUUUCGCUACGCGUAACGCCACCUAUGUGUUCGUUCUUGCGCCGAUUCGACAAAAUUUAAAGUUGUGGUUGUUGUAUGGGGAAUAAGAUUUUAUAUACGAGAUCGUUAUUUGUAUACCGCUCUAUGAAAUUGUGCUAAAAAAUAGAGUAAAAUACUAUUUG